This is a messenger RNA of Xyrichtys novacula (pearly razorfish), 6631 nucleotides long. Lineage: Eukaryota; Metazoa; Chordata; Actinopteri; Labriformes; Labridae. The record is from the annotation of a GenBank genome assembly.
AUGGGGAGCUGUUGGAGCUGUCUGUCCAGAGACCCCAUCAGAGACAACCAUCUCACCAAAUUUAAGGUCAGUAAGAACAAGAUAAAGUCGUCUUUUUCCGAACACCUCUGAUAAAUAUUCUGCACUUACAUUUCUGUCUCCUCCUCCUUCUCCCAGGUCACUAAUGUGGACGAUGAGGGCAACGAGCUCGGCUCUGGGAUCAUGGAGCUCACCCAGACUGAGCUCAUUCUUCACACACGAAAAAGGGACGCGAUUAGGUGGCCGUACCUAUGCCUGCGCCGCUAUGGCUACGACUCCAACCUGUUUUCUUUUGAGAGCGGCCGUCGUUGUCAGACUGGGCAGGGUAAACAACAUUUCUCUGCUUUAUUGAAAAAGACUGUAAAAGCAAUUAUAUUUUCAACUUAUAUUCGCUUUUCAAACAAUUCUAGCAUGUUGGUUACAAGGCUUUAUUUUAACUUAAAAUUUACUUCUGUCGUAAGGUAAUUUAGCAAAUUAACAUACCAGCCAUUUUCCCCUGACAUGGCAGACAGGAUGGGAAGCUCAAAUAAUGUUAUGAGACAGUUGAAAAGGGAACCUGAUAAUUAUUAAUUCAUGUCUUAAAUCACAGUUUUUCAAUUGAUAAGCAGAUUAAGUGGAAAAAAUCAGGCAACAAAUAAUUUACUAGACAACAGCUAACUUUAGUAUAUAUUACCAUGAACAUGAUAUUACUGUGAGUUUACUGCCUUUAUAUAAUAUUCUGUAACACAAUCAACUGUUGGACAUAAGAACAACAAUUUUAACUUGAUCAUCCACAUAUGUGUGUCCUCUGCACCAAUACUAUGAACACUUGAUCUCUUUUUAUAAAUGUCUCAAUCUGCAAAGUAAUGAAGGAUAGUUCCAGGUUAAGUUUCUUUUAUAAUCAUUAGGGUUGGGAAUCACUAGUGGCCCCAUGAUACGAUAUUAUCACAAUACUUGGGCCACGAUACAAUAUUAUUGCGAUUCUUAACAUUUUGCAAUACAGUGAGUAUUGUGAUACAAUAUAUACGCGAUUCAUUCAACUUUUCAACUGUUUAGCUAAUUUAGCAUUUGUCUGUCCUUUAUAUUUGUCUUAUUCACGCUGUAUUUUAUUUUCAUGUCGCACAUCUUGCAAACCUUAUAUAUAUAUAUUUGUUGCACUAACUUUCUCCUGCUCUGUAAUGUCACCUCUGCCAACCUCACUGGACAAACAGUUGAUGUUAUUUUUCCAUUUUCAUAGAUUUGACUUCGUAUUAGCUAUUAAUUUAAAAAAUCGAUAUUGGUAAAUGAGACGAUACGAUAUAUGACCAGACAAAAUAUCACGAUACUAUGCUGUAUUGAUUUUUUUCUCCCACCCCUAAUGAUCAUGUAUCCAGCCUUUGUAUAUAUUGCUUUCGUUGACUCAAACUAAACAUGGAACAAGUUGUGAGGGCUCUGCUUGCAGGAUGGGGAAUCUGGUUUGAAGAGACGGAAGAAAGCUUCAUAGUAAAAAUUAAAUCUUGUAAUGUUAACUGUAUGCACUCUCAGGUUUCAAUUAAAUAUUUGGUCAUAGGCUGUUUUAUGUGGCAUUAUGUCCAGCAUUGUAAGUUGGUGUUAAUAACUGGCAGUUUCUCACACAGGUACUUUAGUGUUUUAGUGAUAAACAAUCUUCCUAAAAUGAUUUUCUUCUUCUUCUUGUUUUAAUCAGGAAUCUUUGCAUUCAAGUGUUCCCGGGCAGAAGAGAUUUUCAAUCUGCUCCAGGAGCUGAUGCAAUGUAACAGCAUUAACGUGGUGGAGGAGUCAAUGAUGAUGAGUCGCAGUGGUCACACACCAGAGAUGGAGAUGUCUCGCACGCCACAGACUCCCAACAGUGAGUCACACCACCAAACACUCUCUCACAGACUCACAAAAACACACACACACAUACACACGAGUCUUGCUAAUAACAAACUCAGAGUAAUUGGAGAACAUGCACACAGUGGUGAUGGAGCAGAUAAACUGUAAACUAUUAAUACACACAGGUUAAAUAAUGCCUCUUUAGUUAGUCGUCCAAAGGUAUUUAAAUAAAACAAUAAGCAGUAAGAGGACAUAUCCUACUUCGUCUCAAUGAGGAUUUUUUAGAUCAUAUUAGGAGUAAUGUAUAGUGAGCAGGUUGUUAUGUUAAUCAGAAUCACAACAGAGGGGCUCACUAUGUCCCGCUAAAUACCCGAUUUCCAUCUAAAGACAUAAGUAAACUGACAGUAAUGGCAAGGUUCUUAGUCGUCUGCCUGCAGGACAAUUAAACAAUAAAAAUGAUGAUUUCAGAUAAAGGUAGAGUUAAAAUAUUCACCUGAUUAUUUGGUAUACAUUACAUUCACCUGAAGCUAACAAGAGGACAUGGUUAACAGGACUUCUGCAGGGAUACUUGUGUUAUAAUCUGUUCUCUUUCUUGCCUGAUUUUUCCACAUUUUUUCCACAUCCUGAAACACAAAUGUCACUGUUGCAAUUGUCAUCUCUGCUUAUGGUUUAAGCCACUUUUUAGCAGUCUUAGUGAUACACUCACCAGCAGUGCUGCUGUUGCCUUGAUUGCAGUUGGUUGGUUGGGGCCUGGUAGCUCCUCAGGAGUCUUACCUGUUCCCCGUAAUUGUCACUUUUACCUGUCCCUCAAGAGCAGAACCAAUAUUUUUGUCACACUGCUUACAUUGGGAACAGAGAUGAGCAUUUUUGCCAUAGAGUCAACAGGCAGAGGUGAAAACUGCAGACUACUUUCUGCAAAUUGAUUUCAUAUAAAAUGUGUUAUCAGGUUGCUCCUGGCCUCACUUUUGCAGCUGCUGACUAACCAGAGUCAAGUACUAAUGCAGCGUAAUAACAUUUGUUGUCGAGGAGUUGUGACGGUUCUCUGCUACAUGUUUUGACUAUGUGUGCUGGACAAAUGUUCAAGCUUGAAGGCCUUUUAAGAUGUAUGUUUUUAAGUGAAACAUAAAAAAAAGGUAAAUAAAAAAUAAAACGUGAUAAUGUUUCUACCAGGAUAGUGAUAUAAUCAGAAAUUACUAAUCUAAGUUUUUACUACAUUUUCUGCAGUCUGUCUGUGGACUGCAGAGAAACUCCACAGCUCAAGCUGACAUCCAAACACAAACACCUGCACAGAAAUAUACACACAGUUUCACCAUGCUCCACUGUGUUUAAUACACAGGGCAUCAGCUCCCCCUGCUGAAACCAGGUCCUGCAAGACACUAGAGAAGUGCUCUGUCCCAAGAGAUGGACACACACUGAUGGUCACAGACCACCACUGUUUGAUUUCACAGCACAAAACUGAUCACAGGUGAAAAAUAAUCAAAACUCAUCAUACCUUUAGUUGUGAUUUGUUCAGAAAGUUGCCGUGCUUCAAAUUCUCAAGUAGCCUACAGGACAGGCGAUGCUGUGUGUGGACUGUGCUCCUGUUUUCUGGUCCAUAUUGGAGAUCUUGGACUUGAAUAGGCUGUAGUUUUGUACAUAUUCAGAUCAGUUCACAUCUGCACCAAACAAAAACGUCUGUAUUUAGGUGGUUCAGUGUGAAUAUUUGCAACUUUAGUUUUUGAUAUGACAGGCCUAAAUGAGCUCAGUAGACUCCAAAUUAAGCGAUAUGUGUAGCCUAUACAUGCCUAUACAUACUAAAUUUAAGAAAAGAAUAAGAAUAACUUUAUUGAUCCCCGUAGGGAAAUAUAAUUGUCUGUCGUCUCAGUUGUCAUGUUUCAAAAAGUCAUCUACUAUUUACAGAAGGGUUGUAAAGUCUGAUGGCUGUGUCUCAUUUACUAUGAAUACUUUUGCACAACAGACAUCAAGCACUUUUAAAGGGGUAUGCAUUUAAAUUUCCUGUUCUGUCAUCAUGCAAAAGACAUUAAAGCGUAUUUGCAAUGCAGCCUGUUGCCAUCGAUGUAGAAGUGAACGUGCACAGAAAAUUUAGAAUUAGAAAAUAAUAUUUGUGAGUAUCUGUUGAUAACUUUUGAUAGAUAAUACAGCAUGACCGAAUGUACACAUGAACUGAUUUUUUUCAUCACCUCAUUGUGGUUACUGAAGAACAUACUGCGAAAGAUUCACACUCCCUACAGUCUAUAGUUUCUCAUUAAUCACUUUGAGUACCAAGCUGGAUGACAUUGUACUUUUUUUGUGUUUUACGGAAUAAAAGAGAUGACCGGAGUUACUUUUAGUGUUGUAACUUGAUGUGAUAUCCUCCGGUUUUUGGAUCACUCAGGCUUAAUGUAAUACAGACAGCAGCCAGUGGGUGUCAGUGUGUCAGUAUUUAGCAGCUCGCUUAGACAGCCAAGUGUUGAGGAGAUCUGCUGCUGAUCACUGUUGUUGAUGUUGUUGGUGUUCAUGUAGGUGGUUAUUGCUCUCAAAAGGGUUGUUUUGUACAGAUAUGUAACUUUUAUGUUUGGUAUCAGAACCUCUUCUUACGGUAGUCGAUGAAAACAUGGAGAGAAAAUAAAAUACAUAGAAUGACAAUGAUGUAAACUCAUCUACAGCAAAAUUAGUGUAUCAAACACACAGAGUUACUCUCUAACUUUAAGUUUGAGCACAUCACUCCUGUCCUUAGCUCCCUUCAUUGGCUUCCCGUCUCCUAUAGGAUUGAUUUUAAACGUUUAAUGUUUGUUUUUAAGCUCUUAACGGCCUCACCCUCAUCUAUUUAACUGAGCUUUUAACCGUUUUGAAGCCGGGUAGAGCUCUGAGGUCGUCAAACCAACUUCUGCUGGAAGUGCCCAGAUCAAAACACAAACACUGGGGUGACCGAGCCUUUUCAGUUGUUGUGUCCCAGGCUCCAGAACUAACUCCCCACCGAAAUGAGACUUACUUCUGCCCUGGGCCUUUUUAAAACUCGAUUGAAAACAUAUUUAUUUAUGCUUGCUUUUAACACCCUGUAGCGUGGUGACACUUUAUUUUAUAGCAUUGUAUCUUAUUCUUUUUUUAUUGUUUUUUUUUAUUCAUUUUUACUAUAUAUUGUAAAGCACUUUGGUUCACUGAAAGGGUUGUUGUAAAGGGCUGUAUAAAUAAAGAACAUUUACAUUUUAUAAUCUCUAACCUUCUGCAGGUUGGCAGGUUUGGUAGAUUCAGGCUCCAUCAUCAUGUUUGGUAUUUUGCGUAUCUUUUUCUGUAUAUAUAAACGGUCACACAAAUGUGUGUGCAGCCCCGGGGUUCCCCGUCCAGGCUUUUCCAAACGGAUAUCCUGGUUACCCAAUCAGAGGUGACUCCUCUCAGCCCUCUCUCGCUGAUGAUCAUGGACACAGCCUCAUGGGUUUAGAAGACCAGGUAAGACCCGUCUCUGCUGUUUGCAUUUAAGUGUGUCUGCAGUUUGUUUCUGACAUUGAAUUGAUUUUAUUUUUCCCCACAGACCCACACCUACGUAAACACUGUAAGCAUGGAAGGGGAUCUCUCCAUGCGUCACUGUGUGCACACUCUGCCUGAGGUGCGGCCCACCACCUUCCCAGACACCACACGAGGAUCCAUGCCUGUAGGGGGCCAAGGGAACCUGCAGUCCAACCUGCGGCGCUGUCCCCUGGAGGAGCACAACGAUCCUCAGGUGUUCUUACAGCCGUCCUCGCAGGAGGUUAAGUUCAUGCUGGGCCCGACGCCGGCGCAGCGCCAUCUGCUGGAGAGAGAGAGGGAGAGGCAUGGUCUCAAUCCUCACAGUCUUCAGUCAGUAGAGGGUGCAACAGGCUCAGAGACGGAGGGGGAUGAGCCCUCUAUGCACUUGUGCAACUCUCACUCCUAUCAUCAUCAUUUUCAUCACCACGGGCACCGACACCCAGGUCUGGAGCAUCCGGACAGCUGCCAGAGUGGAGAGCUCACCUACGAAAACAUCAACGGGUUGAGGAGCGGCAGGAAGCAGCGGCUGAGUCCGAGCAGCGUGUCGCAGUCUGUUGGUUCCAGCAGCAGCAGCAGUACAGGGGACAGCCACACCCACUCCCUUCUGCACCCACACCUCCACGGCCCCUCGUCUCUGCCACCUCAAGGCUACCCCUGUGAAAGGGGCAUGAGUGGGGGUCACCGUCGAACAGCUUUGCUCAACUAUGAGAACCUGCCCUCGCUGCCGCCAGUGUGGGAGUACAGCGCCUUGCAGCGGGACGAGGACCAGGAGGAGGAUGAUGAUGAGCAGGAUGAGGAUGAGUAUGAGGAGGAAGAAGAAGACUUUGAUGAGUAUGAGUUCUCGGAAGGUCCUGGGACACCAAACGGGUACCACCAGGAUGGGCGGGGCAUCCACAGGGAUGCCCUACAGAACUAUGUCAACACAGAGCAGGUCCAGCCGCCCCGGCUCCGACACGCCUGCCCCCCACAUCCUCGGCCGUGUCAGCCUGACCGAGGGGGGCGAAUAUUUAGCUUUGACUUCCGCAGACGAUCGAGGUCAGGGGUCGUAGGCUGUGAGCACAGCCACAUGCCUCCGUCACGGCAGCUGAACUACAUCCAGGUGGACCUAGAUGGAGAACCCCCCUGCCAAGCCCUCAGUGGUGGGGGUGCCCAGAACCAGCCACAACACCAGCGCCUACCACCCAAAAAAUGUGGCCCACAGGCACCCCGGCGCAGCGAAUGCUACGCAGUCAUUGACCUAAAGAAGACCGCUGCCAUGUCCAACCUGCAGAAAGCUCUGCCCAGGGAUGAUGGGACUUCCAGAAAGACUCGCCACAACAGCACAGACCUGCCUCUGUAG